AAAAACCGCACUGGUAUGGCUGUUAUACUCUACAAUAUUUGUUUAAUAAUUAAAUAGGAGAUUGCGCACAUUAUAGGGAAGAACCAAAUUAUUUCCCUAAGUAGAAAUAACAAAAAUAAAAGAGAAGCGAGUUAAAGAGCGGGAAAUGGGAACAAAGAAAAAUGAAGAGGAUGGGGGAAGGGCGUUGAAAUGUAAGACUGGAUGUAAGUCGGCUUUCAUUGGCUCUCCUUCUGACGCGUCAAACUCUGAGCUGACCAAUAGAAACAUUUUAAAGGUUGAGCUAACAAAGACAUCCAAUCAGAGCACGGUCUCUGUUUGCUGAACAUUUACAUAGAGCUGGGGAUAAAUAACCCUGGACGCUAACACAAGAUUAUUCAGUUUCUUGUUUUGAGAAUUGAAGUAUCAUCAUGCCUGAACCAGCAAAGCCCGCGCCCAAGAAGGGCUCAAAGAAAGCCGUCACCAAGAGCGCCGCCAAGAGUGGAAAGAAGCGCAGGAGGUCCAGGAAGGAGAGCUACGCCAUCUACGUGUACAAAGUCCUGAAGCAGGUUCAUCCCGACACCGGCAUUUCUUCAAAGGCGAUGGGCAUCAUGAACUCUUUCGUCAACGACAUCUUUGAGCGCAUCGCCGGUGAGUCUUCUCGUCUCGCUCACUACAACAAGCGCUCCACCAUCACCUCGAGAGAGAUCCAGACCGCCGUGCGUCUCCUGCUGCCCGGUGAACUCGCCAAACACGCCGUGUCUGAGGGAACAAAGGCCGUCACCAAAUACACGAGCUCCAAGUAAAGCAGAAAGUACCCAAUCUGAACCCAAAGGCUCUUUUAAGAGCCACCCACCGUUUCCAGAAAAGAGCUUUUUUUGUGGAAUCUAAAUGUCUGUAUAAUUUUGAUAUAUAA
Molecule: messenger RNA, 892 nt
Organism: Paramisgurnus dabryanus
Lineage: Eukaryota; Metazoa; Chordata; Actinopteri; Cypriniformes; Cobitidae
Product: histone H2B-like
Cellular component (GO): nucleosome
Molecular function (GO): protein heterodimerization activity; DNA binding; structural constituent of chromatin
Source: RefSeq, a predicted model, not a curated record